CCGAGUCACUUCAUUCGGUUCAACAGUGAUUUCAUCAUCAUGCCAGAGCCAUCGAAGCCCGCGCCCAAGAAGGGAUCCAAGAAAGCGGUUACCAAGACCGCCAGCAAGCCCGGCAAGGGCAAGAGAAGGAGGGGAAGGAAGGAGAGCUACGCCAUCUACGUGUACAAGGUCCUCAAGCAGGUCCACCCCGAUACCGGCAUCUCCUCCAAGGCCAUGGGCAUCAUGAACUCGUUCGUCAACGACAUCUUCGAGCGUAUCGCCUCCGAAGCUUCUCGCCUCGCUCACUACAACAAGCGCUCCACCAUCACGUCCAGGGAGAUCCAGACCGCAGUCCGCCUCCUGCUACCCGGCGAGCUGGCUAAGCACGCCGUGUCCGAGGGCACCAAGGCCGUCACCAAGUACACCAGCUCCAAGUGAGCCGAUUCGGUCGCAUCCCAAAACAACGGCUCUUUUAAGAGCCACCCACUUCUUCUGAAGCGUAAUUCCCAAUGUCCGCUGUCUGUGUAACGGAGUUCAUUCAUUUUUCAUAAAUGCAACGUACCUACAAUCAGAUGGUCAAAAUGUCAUCACCGAGUCGUUAAGCUCUUAGCGAUCCAAGAUCCAGACUGGAUAAAAGUUAUGAACGCUCAACAACAUGAAGGAAUCACCAGAAAUUCUAACAAAUAUUGCCUGCAGUACAACGUUACGCCUGCGGGUGGCAACAUAAAUAAGCUGACCUUAGAACAAUGGACGGGAAAAACAACAAAUUCUCCCUCGGCCCAUUGUGCACUUCUGAUUCGUCUCGACUCAGCCACCGAACUCUUUCCAUUUUUGUUUAAAAAUAUAAGGGUGCACCUUUUUGUUUUUCAC
This is a messenger RNA of Phyllopteryx taeniolatus (common seadragon), 849 nucleotides long. Its product is annotated as histone H2B 1/2-like. Gene Ontology annotation, cellular component: nucleosome. Lineage: Eukaryota; Metazoa; Chordata; Actinopteri; Syngnathiformes; Syngnathidae. Bases 40 to 417 code for a protein of 125 amino acids. The transcript has a single exon. Gene Ontology annotation, molecular function: structural constituent of chromatin; protein heterodimerization activity; DNA binding. The record is from RefSeq and is a predicted model, not a curated record.